AUGGCAGCUCCGAGCGCUUCAGCGAUUUCAAAGUUGCACCCGCAACCAAGUGGAGAUGAGGCGACUCUCGCCAAGCUAGGAUAUAAGCAGGAAUUUCGCAGGGAAUUCACUCCGCUAGAGGUGGCUGGACUUGCAUUCAGCUUCUUUGGAGUGGUUCCUUCUAUAACCUCCGUGCUCUUCUAUACAAUACCAAACGGUGGGCCUGUCGCGAUGGUUUGGGGUUGGGUAUUUGCUUGCCCCUUUAUUCUCUGCACCGGGAUGGCGUUGGCAGAGCUCGCAUCAGCAGCACCUACUUCUGGCGGCCUAUACUAUUGGACUUACUCUCUCGCUUCUCCACGAUGCCGCAAUUUUCUGUCGUGGAUAGUUGGCUAUUCGAAUACCAUAGAGAUGAUCAUGGGAGUUUCUUCCGCAAACUGGGCCUGUGCAAUUCAAAUUACUGCAGCAAUCAGUAUUGCCUCCUCUGACCAGACAUAUACGACUACCAACCAGCAGCUCUAUGGUAUAUACGCAGCUUUGGGUUUGUCACAAGCUGUCAUCGUGAGCCUCGGUACCAAAGUUUUGGCAAGGUUGCAGAGACUAUUCACGUUGGUGAACGCAUCCCUUUGCUUCAUAAUCAUCAUCGCGCUUCCGAUCGCGACGCCACCGGAUUAUCGAAACAGCCCAAAUUUUGCGCUAGGGGAAUUCACCAACUUGGCCGGCUGGCCAUCCGGAUUCGCAUUUAUUUUGAGCUUAAUGGCUCCUCUUUAUACGAUAGGGGGUUAUGAUGCUAGCGUUCACAUGAGCGAAGAGGCCUCAAAUGCCGCGAUGGCGAUACCAUGGGCAAUAGUCAGUUCCGUUAUUGUAUCAGCCUUCCUUGGUUUAGGAAUCAACAUCACCCUUGCCUUUUGCAUGGGCACUGAUAUCGGCAGCCUCUUCGAUAGCCCUCUUGGCCAGCCUAUGGCCCAAAUAUUGUUCAAUUCGCUCGGGCAGCAAAAAGCCCUGGCUAUAUGGUGUCUCAUUAUUAUAGCGGAGUACAUCAUGGCAUCGAACUGCCUCCUGGCUGGCUCUCGCCAAACGUUUGCAUUUGCUCGUGAUGGAGCGCUCCCUUUUUCACGGUAUUUGUACCGGAUCAAUCGCUACACAGGAACACCCGUCAACACGGUUUGGUUCGAAAUCAUCUGCUCUCUGGCAAUUGGACUUUUGUCAUUCGUAAGCACCCAAGCCAUCGAUGCGGUAUUCACAAUUGCUGUCACCGCAUCGUAUAUCGCGUACAUAACGCCGAUCACGAACCGCUGGGUGUUCAAGAAUGAUUUUAAACCCGGUCCAUUUUAUCUGGGGAAACUGAGCUUUCCGGUCUCUGUGAUCGCUGUGGUAUGGAUGGUCUUCAUGAGCUUUGUUUUCUUCUUUCCCGCGACCCCGCAAACAACGGCACAGGAGAUGAACUAUACGGUUGUGGUGCUUGGAGGGUUCAUGUUUCUGGCGAUUUCCUGGUAUUAUUUCCCGGUGUAUGGAGGUGUACAUUGGUACACUGGACCCGUUGCCAACUUUACGCCGGCCACCAGAGACGAAGAUUCUAUAUCGGAGAGGAAGGAUGAACAUGAUGUCGAUAUCUAUGUUGAAGCGGUGGAUGUAUAAGUAGUGUUCAUAUAAUAUUGUCGUGAAGUCAAUGGUAUACAAAGAUGAUACGUAUGUAUUCGAUAGCAUACAGUGUUGUAUACAAUCCUAGAGUACGAGUGUUUCAAACUUUGGCCUCGCC
Molecule: messenger RNA, 1735 nt
Organism: Suillus discolor
Lineage: Eukaryota; Fungi; Basidiomycota; Agaricomycetes; Boletales; Suillaceae
Product: amino acid/polyamine transporter I
Exons: 15
Coding region: 1-1614 (537 amino acids)
Biological process (GO): amino acid transport; transmembrane transport
Cellular component (GO): membrane
Molecular function (GO): transmembrane transporter activity
Source: RefSeq, a predicted model, not a curated record